GCUUCCGGUAUUUGCGCAUGUUCUUUUAAAGUGCUUUAUUUGUCGUAGCACCAAAUUUACAUUCUGCGUCUCGUCGUUUUGGGAAAUCAUCAAGCCGCACCUGUCGCUAUGAAAAGUGCACUUAUAAUCCUUUUUUGCUGUGUUUCUUCAGCACUGUCAUUACGGCAUGAUGGAAAACCCCCAGUGACGGUCAGUCCCGCUGAAGAAUUCUUUCCGAAAAGUGAACCAGACCCGACUGUCAAACCGACCACGGCGCCCGCCGAACCAACCACGGCGCCCGCCAAACCGACCACAGCGCCCGCCAAACAGACCACGGUGCCCACCAAACCGACCACGCCGCCCGCCAAUGCCACGACCGAUCCCGCCCCCACACCAACCAACGCUUCCAUCACCCCUACACCCAUCACCAGUACCACCGUGGCGCCUCCCACCACGACUCCAGCCAAACCCACUCCACCUGCCGAUUUGAGAGCAGGAGACUACCGGCUCAUGAAGGGCAAAGCCGUUUGCUUGAUGGCCCAUGUGGCCUUGCAGGUCCGACUCGUGACACCAGAGGCCAGAGGAACGUUCAUCGUGCAGCCCAACAAGACUCGAGCCAUUGGGGAGUGUCAAGAGAACAAGGCCAAUCUCACGCUGGUCUUCCAGGAGGGUUUCAUCACCUUCAUGUUCAACAAGAGCACCAGCGAAAACAUCGCCUACGUUGACACGUUGAUGUUCAGCCUCGCCUACCCCUUGAGCAACGUCAGCGGACACUACGCCGCCACCAACCACUCGCUGCGUGCCUUCCCUGCAAAGAUCGGCCACUCGUAUUCGUGCCGGAGCGAAUCCGUCUACAUGGGGAAUGGCCUGUAUCUGGAUGUCAAGGAUGACCGCAUGCAGGGCUUCAAUCUGACCAAGAGCGAUGAAUUUGGCGUCACCGACCACUGUGUGGCCGACCAGCCCGAUUACAGCGUGGCCAUCGGUGUGGGCGUCACUUUGCUGGUGCUGGUCUUGGUGGUGUUGGCGGUCUAUUUGCUGGGCCGCAAGAGGAGGACGGAUGGCUACCAGUCGCUGUGAGGAACCUCCCCCAAGGCAGGGCGGUUCUUGGCCAACCCAACGCUGCCACCCAUCCCCGUGGAAAAUCCUUGUCCCGGUCCCCAACGCGCUUCCAAUGACGUACUCAAGGUUGCGGUCUGUUCUUCAUCCAGGGUGUAGCUUACCAUUGCAACUGCUAGCAUGUUAGCAUUAAAUUCCCAAAACCUGAACAGAGCAAGAGACCACCCGCAGUCACAAAAAUGCCAAGAUUGACGUGAUCCAGAGUGUAGAAACUGGGCAACCCUUACCGAUUGGCCUAUGGACUUCCCAAAAUUCAGUUUCAGUGUCUUAGCAAAAAUGUUAGCAUAUCAACUGUUCCCAGGUUAGAAUUCUCAUCAGAACGUAGCUCUAGAAUACAGGCGGAGAUGGCAAACGGUACCAAGAUGUCUUGUUGAAUCAUGCUGUGCUCUUUUUUUUCUCUCUCUCUGCCUCUCUUGUCAUGUUGUAAGCUUCACUGGAGCUGCUGUGUAUGUUUUACGGAAUUGCACUGUUUGUUGUUGUUUUUAAAGAAUCACGCCAUGCCUGUGUUUCCUCGAGUGCUUUUGAAGUCAGUUGCUGCCUGGGGCGUUGGGUCGUUUUAUCAGUUAUUUCAUAUUGACUUGGGUUUUUUUUUUCAAUUCACUUCGUUUUAAUUUGUUAUUUCAAGCGGGUUAAUUAUUGAAAUUGUUUCAAAAAUGCUUCAUUUUAGUUUAGUUUUAAUUAUGGGUUUUUUUAAACCGUAUUUGUUGAGUGCAGUAUUUUAAAAAAGUGUCACUCGGAAUUGUAUAAUCAAAUAAAUUACAAUUCUUAAACAACUGUUUGACCGUCAAUCUUCUUUACGGAUGUACAGAACCACCAAAAUAAAUGCCAACCCAAUUCCGAUGAACUUGGGACGUUAUGUCAAAUAUAAAUAAAAACGGAAGACAAAUGACGUGCAAAUUAUGUUCAACCCAUAUCUCGUCUCUGUAAUGUAUUGAAUUAAAUAUUUCAUGUUCAAACUGA
This is a messenger RNA of Hippocampus zosterae (dwarf seahorse), 2055 nucleotides long. RefSeq names its product CD68 molecule (gene cd68). The transcript is spliced from 6 exons. NCBI's taxonomy places the organism in Eukaryota, Metazoa, Chordata, Actinopteri, Syngnathiformes, Syngnathidae. Bases 109 to 1056 code for a protein of 315 amino acids. Gene Ontology annotation, cellular component: membrane. The record is from RefSeq and is a predicted model, not a curated record.